Messenger RNA from Euleptes europaea (tarantolino), 1372 nucleotides. RefSeq names its product zinc finger protein 665-like. The record is from RefSeq and is a predicted model, not a curated record. NCBI's taxonomy places the organism in Eukaryota, Metazoa, Chordata, Lepidosauria, Squamata, Sphaerodactylidae.
GAAUCCACCCAGGGGAGAAGUCUUAUAAAUGUUCGGAAUGUGGAAAGGGCUUUAGUUAUAAAACAAAUCUUGCAUCCCAUCAAAGAAUUCAUACAGGGGAGAAACCAUAUAAAUGCUUGGAAUGUGGAAUGUGCUUCAGUCAGGGCUCAAACCUUGCUUCCCAUCAAAGUAUCCAUACAGGAGAGAAACCAUAUAAAUGUUCGGAAUGUGGAAAGAGUUUUAAUAAGAAUGGAAGCCUUACUUCCCAUCAAAGAAUCCACACAGGGGAAAAACCAUAUAAAUGCUCAGAAUGUGGAAUGUGCUUCAGUCAAGGCUCAAGUCUUGCAUCCCAUCAAAGAAUUCAUACAGGGGAGAAACCAUACAAAUGCUCAGAAUGUGGAAAGAGCUUCAAUAAGAGCUCAAACCUUGCUUCCCAUCGAAGUAUCCACACAGGAGAGAAACCAUAUAAGUGCUCAGAAUGUGGAAAGAGCUUUACUAAGAAUGGAAGCCUUACUUCCCAUCAAAGAAUCCACACAGGGGAGAAACCAUAUAAAUGCUCAGAAUGUGGAAUGUGCUUCAGUCAGGCUUCAAGUCUUGCAUUUCAUUACAGAAUCCACACAGGGGAGAAACCAUAUAAAUGUUCUGAAUGUGGAAAGCGUUUCAGUAAGAGUGGAAGUCUCACUUCCCAUCAAAGAAUCCAUACAGGGGAGAAACCAUAUAAGUGCUUGGAAUGUGGAAAGAACUUCAUUGACAGCUCAGGCCUUACUUCUCAUCAAAGAAUACAUUCAGGAGAGAAACCAUAUAAAUGUUCUGAAUGUGGAAAGAACUUCAGUCAAAGCUCCAACCUUGCUUCCCAUCAAAGAAUCCACACAGGGGAGAAACCAUAUAAAUGCUCAGAAUGUGGAAUGUGCUUUAGUCAGGGCUCAAGCCUUGCUUUGCAUCAUAGAAUGCACUCAGGGGAGAAACCAUAUAAAUGCUCUGAGUGUGGAAAGUGCUUCAGUAAGAGUGGAAGUCUUACUUCCCAUCAAAGAAUCCAUACAGGUGAGAAACCAUACAAGUGCUUAGAAUGUGGAAAGAGUUUUAGUCAUAGCACAAAUCUUAUUUCCCAUCAAAGAAUCCAUGCAGGGGAAAAACCAUAUAAGUGCUCUGAGUGUGGAAAGAACUUCAGUAGGGGAGGCAGUCUUAUUUCCCAUCAAAGAAUCCACACAGGGGAAAAACCAUAUAAGUGCUUGGAAUGUGGAAAGAGCUUCAGUGACAGCUCAGGACUUACAUCCCAUCAAAGAAUCCACACGGGAGAAACAUAUAAAUGUUCUGAGUGUGGAAAGGGCUUCAGUCAGAGCUCAAACCUUGCUUCCCAUCAAAGAACCCACAUGGCAGCAACCAUAUAAAUGCU